UUCAAAGGUAAGUGUCGAGCGCAAACUAGAAUGUAAAUAAAAACGAGAACUCUUUGAGUGAACUCAGUUCGAUGUGAGUGAUCAGUGAGAAUAGAGCAUUUAUGACUGAGGAAGGAGUAACUAUAAUUCCAACUAACGAUCCAGAUAUGAAGAAGUUGACAUCUGAUCGGCCGCAGAGGCGAAGUGGUAGGGGCAGGCCAGGACGCCGAGGAAACAAAGUGGAUGUGAAAGUGAAACUAGAAAGAAGCCGCCAGAGUGCACGCGAGUGCCGCGCGCGGAAAAAAUUGAGAUACCAGUAUCUUGAGGAUUUAGUCUCAAAUAGGGAACAGGCCAUUUUUAAACUCCGGGAGGAACUUGAGUCGUACAAACAGUACUGCGUUGAUCUUGACCAAGGAAAACUUCCAGAGCAAUUAUUGAAAGAUCUUGCAAAUGUGAUGAAUAAAGGGGAAAACUCUGGCGCACCAUUUAUUCCCACGACCACACCAGAUGUUGGGACAGUCAUAACUAAUGGCUAUGAACAUGAAGUGUGCAGAGAGACAUUCUAUCAACAAAAUGGCACAGAAUCAGGAUGUAGUGUUCCAUCUACAGAAAAAUGCAGUUCGUACCCAUACUACCCGCAUUCCAGUGGAGAUUGCAGUGUCACAUACUCCAGCUACCUAAACCCAUUACCACAGCCUAGCCAUUAUCAUUAUCCACAACAACAACAUCAUCAUCAUCAUCACCAUCCAAAUCCAUCUGGAAAAGGAGGAUCAGCAAUAAUGGACAAUCCAGCACCUCAUCUUGCACGCAACUCUAUAGCUUUAGGAAGUACUCGAACAACCUGUGGAAAUCCAGUCGUCACUUCAUCUCAGCACACUCUCAGUCUGAUGAACCAAACUGGAGGAAACACGUCUUUCUUGUCUAUGCUUCGCGACUCAACUGCCAUGGAAAUGGGGACUGAGGCUUUGAUGGAUCUAGGAUAUUCAAAAGCCUCUAAUUACAAACAUCAUUGUUCCAAUGUUGAUGAUACUGGCCUCGUUUCGGAUGAACUUGUUGAAAAAUUAAUGACAUGGGAAGCUGAAUACCAGAGGGGCAAGACCUUGGAUGAAACUGAUGUCUGUAGUGAUCAUAUGAGGAGCCCAGAGUGUGUCAUCAAAGAGGAAAACAUGUCAGACUGAUGUCCCCUUGAUUCCAUUAAUUGAUAUGCAUUUUUUUUAUCUCCUUCUAUAUAUAUUGGUCAUAUAGACAUGGGAUUCAACACAGAUAAAUGGACUUUUGCUGUGAUUGUAGAUGAUCAGGCAAGACAUUCCACAGCAAACCUGAGAAAAGCACCAAUGAUUUCAAUUCGUCCAGUAGAUUUUGAUGCCUGUUGUGUUUUGUAUGUGUUGGAAUUUGUUUUAUUUUUUUUUUAACAAUUUUUUUUUACUUUUACAGGGAAUUGGUUUUGUUCCACUGUCAAUGUACAAUUGUAAAUACACCAGAUUGCUGAUUUGUAAAUUGUUGUGUAGUUGUUAAUUUAUUGUGAAAUGACAAACAAUGGCAGUUGACAGAGCACCUGCUGAUGCCUGAUAAUAGUAGAUAAUUCUGUAAGAAUAGGAUGUGUAUAAUUUUCUGGUACAUGUCGAAACAUAUAUGAUUGUUCUCCAACCUUAUCACAGUUAUAUAUCUGAUUAUUUUUGUAAAAUCAAGAAUGUGUUCAAAUUAAAGUUAAUUAACAAAAAUCCACUUCGAUACAUGUAUAUUUAAAUGUUUGCAACCACUUCCUAAUGAUCCUUUUGAAUUUUAAGAUUUAGGAAGAGUAUAUCCUCUCUCCAAACGUUUUAUACUACAAUAUCAACAUGGCAGAAUCAAAGAUAUAUAAUCAAAGCAGUAUAUCAAAAAAAUAAUCAGCAUGUCAAAAGGGGGAAAUAAGGAAGGAAUGACUCAUAUGGAGAAUAUUCUUUUAAAAAAAUUAUCCUUAAAAUAAUUUUUAUGUGGUUUUUUAUUUAAUGAAUCAUUCCCUACACUGCAGAUAUUCAACUCUGUUGAGAGACUAAAGUGCACUAUAAUGUUUUGACAUUUACUGAUUUGUCACAAGUUUAUGAUGGUCCCAUUUUAAGAUUUUUUAAAACCCUUAUGUAAAGGGCGUGUCAUUUUUUCCUUAUGUUUCAUUAUCUUUUUAUCUUUUUUUUCUCCAUAUGAGUGAGAACUGGUGUGUUUUGUCCAUGAAAAUGUCCUCGGCCCCUGUGAUAAAGCAGUUACGUUGUCCUUUUGUCAAAAGUUCAUGAUCUGAUGUUUUCUCUUUAAUUCGGUCAAACUUUAUAUGUAGCAUUAACUACUGCCACAGUAUUUUUUUUUAAACAAAAGCAUCCAUAUGCACAUAUUUUCAUUGUAAAAUUUCAUACUGGAAUCAUUAAUUCAUUUUCAUUGAUUUACCACAUCAAGUAAUCAUCAAUUACUGUUUAGAUCUGCUUUUGUAUCUUUCCUUGAAUCAUGUGCAGAACCGUUUUGUUAAAAAUGUUUUGAUAAAUUUAGAACGACCCGUUUGUAUGGAAUCGUCCUCUUGCUAAUAGUUCCAACGAUUCCAUACGUGAUUUCUAUGCAGUUGCAUAUUACAUGCUCUUUUGAAAUGAAAGGACAUACUGUUUCUCAAAUAUGGGAUGGUAUGUCCAUGAAUUAAGCUUGGAACUAACACUAGAUUGAAGGUAGAAAGCUUUAUUAAAAAGAAUGGUCAUGCUAAAUAGAUGACAGCUAUUGUGAUGUCGCAGAAAUAAUUAUCAUCAGAUUCAUGAAUAUUUUUUUUAAAGUUUUAAAAUAAAUUUUCAAAGCCCGACCAAUUUUUUGAGAGCCAUUUGCUCGAUCGACAUUCUCAUUAUCUAUACAUUCGAUGUAAUAUAUUGUCAUCAGAGAGCAUUAGCUUGAUUGGUUAGGGAUGAUGGCGAAAGGUUACCAUUUUUACCGGCUUGCUAAAUAUCCUUAAAGAUUUGACAAGCUACCACGUUUCCUAUAUAAGCCACAUUAUUGAUGAUGUCACGAUGCCACGAUGCACGAGGUUCCUUUGGCUACUCGUGUUCUCCAGGUCAUGUUGUGUCGCAUAACACAAGGUUCCGUUGGGCUAUUCAUGUUCCCCAGGUCUUUUUUUUAGCAGAAUGCUGUGAUAACUGUGAUAGAAAUCUGUUUAAAUAAGACAUUUAUUUAAAAGAGGACACGUUUUUCGUUCUGAUAUACAAUUCCAAAAAUAUUGUUAUCCAGUAUUACUGUUAUGAAAAUCCGUGCAAUAAUUUUUUGUACAUAUUCUUCUGUUAUGUAAAAAUUGAUUGAUGAUAAUCAAAUCUCUGUUAUUUGUAUAUUGUUAUGGCGAAAACUUGCUAGACAAAAUAAAAUCUAAAAACCUCAA
Molecule: messenger RNA, 3355 nt
Organism: Magallana angulata
Lineage: Eukaryota; Metazoa; Mollusca; Bivalvia; Ostreida; Ostreidae
Exons: 4
Coding region: 102-1157 (351 amino acids)
Biological process (GO): regulation of DNA-templated transcription
Cellular component (GO): nucleus
Molecular function (GO): DNA-binding transcription factor activity
Source: RefSeq, a predicted model, not a curated record